Hemibagrus wyckioides is the source of this 4999-nucleotide messenger RNA. It is a transcript of the gene ppp3cca, whose product is annotated as protein phosphatase 3, catalytic subunit, gamma isozyme, a. The record is from RefSeq and is a predicted model, not a curated record. Bases 1101 to 2330 code for a protein of 409 amino acids. The transcript has 13 exons. Gene Ontology annotation, biological process: calcineurin-mediated signaling. Lineage: Eukaryota; Metazoa; Chordata; Actinopteri; Siluriformes; Bagridae. Gene Ontology annotation, molecular function: calmodulin binding; calmodulin-dependent protein phosphatase activity. Gene Ontology annotation, cellular component: calcineurin complex; cytoplasm.
GCUAACGUGGCAGGUUGGAGUCGAAUAAGAUCUGAUAGUCGAAUAAGUUCUGAUAGUCCUGAUAGUUCCUAUAGUUCGGUAGGCAGCAGCAUCAAGCUAGUGAAAAAUCUCUGGUGUGUCCUGCUCAUGUCAAAACAUUUCUGAAAAAUGCUCUGUGAUCUGAUUAUUUUACCUCCAAGUGAAAUAAGAUCGCAAGUUAGCAGGCGAGUGAGAAGGACUAAAAUGGUUGACCAAGUUCAGGGGCAACAGUUGAUCUUGUUCUAUAGUAAGGAUAUUUGAAUGAAAAAUACUUUGUUGCCAGUAUUUCAGUGUAGAAAUAAAACUAACAUAUCUAUUUUUUGGAAUAUUAAUAUGUCAUGUGACGUUUCAGUUUAAUCAAGUAGCGCAAAUUCUACAGUUUCUCUUGAUUUUUCUGCCUAUAAAGCUGCAGAGAAGGCAAACAACCAUCUCAUCACCGGAGUUUAAUUAUAACCAACCUACAUUUCAUUUUAAUUACAUGUAAUAAAUCUAAUCUAGAGAGUAAUCUCAGUACAGUAGACACUCUGGCUAGUGCUUAUUUUUCUGCAAAAAUGUCUAAUUCUAGUUCCUAGAUGUUCCUAGAUGAUUAUAUUCAUUUAUCUGCCACUUUUUAAAACCAGGACAUCAUCUUUAUUCCCGAGUUACAAUCCGAUCUAUGAUUGUUAACAUGUGAACUAACAGUGUGCUUAAAUUCAGCUUACUACAUGUUCACAGAAACACGAUGAAGCCUUCAGCAAUCCUUCAAAACUGAGAGAUGACACACUUUUUGACAUUUCACUCACACUCACCCAGAAAAGCUGACAGCUCUGAUAUCCCCCCACCACAAAAAAAUAUAGAGACAUGGAUAUUUAUAACACCCUGCAAAUCUCGUACAAUUCCAUGAUACAUUUUUUUCCCUCUCCACGAUAUGCUGAUAUUUCUUACUGACGUGACACACUCUGGAAUGUGAGACGCUUCAGAUGUGAUGCGCGUUCGCCUCCAGUACCUUUUGUUGCUAAGUGACGGCAGCCUCGUCAGUAUAGCCCUGAUGUAAGAAGGUGUGCGGAGUAUGUGGUGAUGUCCAUGGGCAGUUCUUUGACCUCAUGAAGCUUUUCGAGGUGGGAGGAUCACCGGACAACACACGCUACCUCUUCCUCGGUGACUACGUUGACAGAGGUUACUUCAGCAUUGAGUGUGUGCUGUUCCUGUGGGCGCUGAAGAUCAACCACCCGACCACACUCUUCCUGCUCAGAGGCAACCAUGAGUGCCGGCAUCUCACAGAGUACUUCACCUUCAAACAGGAGUGUAAAAUCAAGUACUCCGAGCGCGUGUACGACGCAUGCAUGGAAGCGUUUGACUGUUUGCCCCUUGCCGCUCUCUUAAACCAGCAGUUCCUCUGUGUUCAUGGAGGCCUUUCGCCCGAAAUCAACUGCUUAGAUGACAUUAGGAAAUUAGAUAGGUUCAAGGAGCCGCCAGCAUUCGGGCCGAUGUGCGAUCUCAUCUGGGCCGAUCCGGGCGAGGAUUACGGCAGUGAAAAGACCUCUGAGCACUUUAACCACAACUCGGUGCGAGGCUGCUCGUACUUCUUCAGUUAUCCUGCUGUCUGCGACUUUUUGGCAAACAACAAUCUGCUGUCAGUGAUAAGAGCACACGAAGCCCAGGACGCAGGGUACAGGAUGUACAGGAAAAGCCAGACGACCGGCUUCCCCUCGUUAAUCACCAUUUUCUCUGCUCCUAAUUACCUAGACGUGUACAACAACAAAGCUGCUGUCUUAAAGUACGAAAACAACGUCAUGAACAUCCGGCAGUUUAACUGCUCCCCACAUCCGUACUGGCUGCCCAACUUCAUGGACGUGUUCACGUGGUCGCUGCCCUUUGUCGGUGAGAAAGUGACCGAGAUGCUGGUUAACGUGCUGAACAUCUGUUCGGACGAUGAGCUCAUGUCCGAGGGAGACGACCUGUGUGAAGGCGGAGCCCCAGCAGCUCGUAAGGAGGUGAUCAGAAAUAAAAUCCGUGCCAUAGGCAAGAUGGCCAGAGUUUUCUCCGUGCUCAGAGAGGAAAGUGAGAGCGUUCUGACCCUUAAAGGACUGACACCGACUGGAACGUUACCUCUGGGAGUGCUGUCUGGAGGCAAACAGACUUUACAGAACGCCACUCUGCUGGCGAAGGAGGGCAAAGCAAUCCAAGGUUUCUCCCCAACGCGAAAGAUCCGCAACUUCGAAGAGGCGCGCGGCCUGGACCGGAUAAACGAGCGCAUGCCCCCGCGGAAGGACAGCCAGCGCACUCCAGGGACGACCGUGACCGAGAAAAACGGCACAGACGGGACGGUGUAGGGAACUCCGCCCUUCUCUUCCUCCUCCUCUUCCUCCACUGCAGUGUUCAUUUUCUCUCUGUUCAGCUCUACUCUAGAGACAGAACCGGAAACUCCUACUGUAAUGGAGAACCCAGGACUCGUGACUCUGGCGAGAGAAAGAGAGAGAGAGAGAGAGAGAGAGAGAGAGCGAGAGAGAGAGGAAGGAUAAAUCACUCACCACUAAUGAGAUUGUAAUUAUUCAAACAAAAUGUAUUGAAUAUUAGAUGUAUGUGCUAGCAGUGUUUCUUUCCAGCCCGUGGAUGGGUUUUCAAACGCCUCGGGUCUCCUUCCAGUUUCCCCAUCAGACGGGAUCGUCUGUUAACUCUGUCGGUCAGGAGAUGAUUCCGUCUUCUCGGGUUUUCCGAUGUCUUAUGUUUACGGUCGGUUUGGCUAGGGGUCACCUGAUCACGGGCUGUUCUUUAAAUCAUUUUAUGUGGUUCUGCUUGUUCGAAAAAGUCCAAAUUUCCAAUUUUAUUAGUAUUUCCUAACCCACGCCGGACGACAAAAAAGUGAACUAAAAAGAAAAUAAGUGAUUUGAGAAUCUUUUAAGAUGUAUAUUUUCCACCAAAAGCAUUUAUUUAACAGCUUUUUUUUCCUCUAUUAAUUUAUUUACCUGCCAGAGGCUCAUUUUGCCAUGUAUCGAAGGAAGAGUCGACGAUUAAAGCCCUCCAAAACCAAAGACUGGCAGGAAGACGGCUUUGAUUCUGCGUCUUGGUUGUAGCUUCGUAGCCAAAUGAACAGACUGUGUUAAACGCUGCGGCGUUCCCUUUAAAGAAAUGGCAAAAAAAUAUGAUUGGAAAAUAUCCCCAGAGCCAAAACCCUUGAAAUCCUUGAAGUGUUUUUGUGUGAGCAGUGACGAUGUCCUGAGAAUCAGCGCUUUAUUCUAACGUGUGUGUGUGUGUGUGUGUCGAGCCGAACGACGUCUCUCUUUAAUGAAAAAUGUGCAUCACCAUUUUCAUAUUUUAUACGAGUUUGUUGAUUGAUUGUAAUUCGGAAAACUUUUGUAAAAAAAAAAAAAAAAAAAAGGAGAAAUAGAAAAAAAACAGAUUAUUAAGAGCGUCGAGUUCCACUAGAGGGAAUGGGGAUUUUUUUUUUUUUUUUGGAGACAUUUUAAAUUCUCUAUUUAAAUAACUUUGAUGGUACUGUAUCUUAAAAUCUUCACGUUGGUGAUACCUGCUGUUGUGCUGUACUAGAGUCUGUUAUUUUGCCGUUUUAUUGGAUGUAAGCAGGAACUCAUCCCAUCAGCGCACUAUACCUCUUCAUUCCAGAGUGGCUGAUGUGGGGGUGGGGGGUGGGGGGUAGCUUUGAUUUGUUGUUAUUUAGACGUUGAUUUGGAGUAUUUCGUCUUUUAGAGCGGGCUUUGUUGACUUGGCUAUGUGAAAUUGCUGUGUAGCUCGUGUAUCUAGGUGAAGGAGACGGUGUGAAAUUUUACCAAAUGGUGAACGUAUCAUUUGAUUUAUAUGGAGAUGGACAAAUCGUUAGGGUGAUUUCAAGUUUGGGCUUUUUUAAUCAAUGUUUUUUUUUUUUUUUUUUUUAUUCCCACGACAACUAGCAGACCUUGUUUUAUUUCUUUUAACCACAGACAUGGUCCCAAAAGCAGCAUUUUAACGAAAUAUAUAAAUGUAAAGACAUAUCCGAAAAUCUUUUUUUUUUCUCCUCAAUUAGAUAAACAGCUCCAAAACCACAUAAAUGAUUAAUAACAUACAGUUAGCUAGUUAUCUCUGCUACCACUUUUAUUUUUUAGCCUCGUCAAUCAGGUUUCCAGAGAACGGUAGUACACUGGAGCCUGAUGAAUGUAUGAUUUGUCCACAACUAGAACUAUUUGAUUUAAAUGUAUAUUUCUGAUUGUAUUAUGGGUCAGGGGUUCAGGUUGAAGUUAAUUCUGUCGUUUUCUGCCUGCGUAUGAAUUCAUUUCUGAAACCAACUGCACAAGAUAUAAGAGGAAUGUAAUUGUUUACCUGAAACUACUAGCAGUGAGGAGAUUGGUUUUGAAAUAUUUCUGAUCAGUGGGUCCUCAUAGCUUUGCUUUGUCUCCAUGCUGCAUCAUUAAUUGGAAGUUGUAAAGGCGUACAAACUUUUGAUCAGUAGCGCCUUUGUUUGAUUGAUUAACGCGCUCGAUUCUCCACAAACACACGGCUUCGGGUUUUAAUCGCAGCUUUUCUUCAGCAAGGAACAGAAAGGAAACGGAUGUGCGAAUUCGGGUGGAGUACCUCAGGGUUCACAUCGUGGCCCUUUAAACAUUCCGGGUUUUUACUGCGUUGUUGUCACUCUGUGAGCGCCUGGGUUUCUUUUUUUACUGUCGUAUGAAGGAAACGAUUCACCCGAAUAAAUCCUGGAUUGAAGAGUGCCAGAGAUCCGGUGAUUUGUGCAGUGUGUAGGAUUUAGUUCUGGUUUUGAAGGUAAGUCAGAGAAACACAGACACGGUGUGAAGGACAUUUUGCACACUACGACCACAAGUCUUUGAUUUAAAAAAUAAAUAAAUAAAAGUUAAAAAAAAAAAAAAAAAUUUUAAAGGAUGAGCUAUUCCUACACUCUAAUACUACUUGUAACGUGACGCCACCAGUUAAUUCUUGAUUUUAUGUAGAUGUUUCACUUAAGAAGAAAAAAUAAGGAGAAAUAAAAUGAAAUGUGCAAUACUGUGUGACUGAG